Molecule: messenger RNA, 1027 nt
Organism: Klebsormidium nitens
Lineage: Eukaryota; Viridiplantae; Streptophyta; Klebsormidiophyceae; Klebsormidiales; Klebsormidiaceae
Source: the annotation of a GenBank genome assembly
CUUGAGCGCCUCGCCUCGUCAUAGGUACCCACCAUCUGGAGAUCUGUGAAGUGUGUCCUGCUGCAGAAAUUAUGGAGGCCUCGCCAGGCCGCUAAAAAUCGAGACUCGAGAGCAAUCCUGCUAACAAGGAUUGAAGGAGUUGGCUCAAGACAUGGUGGUGGGAAGGAGCAGGCAUUGAGAGCUGACCUGCUCAUGUGAUCUGCGCAACCGUCGUGGUGCAUUGAUCACCUGCCAAACCUGUCUGUGUAAGGGUGGCCUCCGUUUAUCCAGAAUGGCUUACACGGAGGGCUGGCUAAUUCUCUUGAUUGCUCUUGGUUCUGCACUUUUCAGCGAGGCGGUCAACUGGCUGUUUGUGUACCGGACUGCAACGUACAAGAACUUGCGAUCCAACAUCGACAAGGCAACCAAGAAAUUGGAGGUGAUGAAGGGGCAGCCGGCGGCGGUGGUGAAGGCAAAGGGCAAGAGCAAGAAGAUGGACCGGGUGGACAGCUACCUGAAAAACACGAACCAGGCGCUCUCCGCCACGCGGUUCCGCACCAGCAUCAUUGUCUAUGGCAUCAUGUUCAUCGUCUUCAGCAUCAUGAACACCCUGUUCGACGGCAAGAUGGUUGCCAAGCUCCCGUUCACGCCAUUUGUCAUCUUCCGGGCGCUCUCGCAUCGCAACCUCCCGGGGGAGGACUUUACCGACUGCUCGAUGGUCUUUCUUUACGCCAUCGCCGGAGCGGCGCUGAGACCCAACGUUCAGAAGUUGCUCGGUUUCUCACCACCUCGACCAACGGGCCAAACUGUCUUUGGCAUGCCCUUACCAGACACUGCGAAAGACAAGUGAAGAUGACAAAGCCCUAAAUUGGUUGGGGACGGUUCUUACAAACUGCCAUCUGUUGCAGUUUCACCCUUGAUGUACGCCCCUUCCACUCCGACCGCAUUGAAUACUUUGUCGGUUUAAGCAGACCAUCUUCUCAUAUAUUUGGAUCUAUACUUGGUAAUCGGCUACUCGUUGAAACUUUCGCUGAUCGAUACAUUCUCC